Peromyscus californicus insignis is the source of this 2916-nucleotide messenger RNA. It is a transcript of the gene Ano5, whose product is annotated as anoctamin 5. The transcript is spliced from 23 exons. The coding region runs from base 1 to 2916 and encodes 971 amino acids. Gene Ontology annotation, biological process: chloride transmembrane transport. NCBI's taxonomy places the organism in Eukaryota, Metazoa, Chordata, Mammalia, Rodentia, Cricetidae. The record is from RefSeq and is a predicted model, not a curated record. Gene Ontology annotation, cellular component: plasma membrane. Gene Ontology annotation, molecular function: chloride channel activity; protein dimerization activity.
AUGUGGAGCCCCGUGCUGCGCCGUGCCUGCCAGGCGGUGGGUGACAUUCUGCGCCCCCGCGAUGUCCCCAAUGCACCUGAGCGCCCGAGUUUUGUGACCAUUGCCACAGAGUCAUGGGACAUCAUCUUCAUCAUUUCAGCUGACCCCCUCUAUGUGACCGUUCCCCAACCCCAGCAGGCAGUGCACCUCUUGUCACCGUUACUUCUGUUAGCUGGGGCUGCUCCUGAUCCCAGUCCUGGAAAUUCAGAAAGUGGGCAGAGCCCGGACACCAGAGAGACCAGCUUCCUCAUCUCUAAAGAGCGACAGCCAUCGCCUGAGAAGAGAUUCAAUUUGUUCCUGAGGAGGCGUCUUAUGUUUCAAAGAAGUGAGCAAAGCAAAGACUCAAUCUUCUUCAGAGAUGGAAUUAGGCAGAUUGACUUUGUCCUUUCCUAUGUGGAAGAUCCAAAGAAAGACUCGGAGAUAAAGGCAGAGAGAAGACGGGAAUUUCAUCUAAAUCUCAGGAAAACAGGUCUUGAGUUGGAAGUUGAAGACAAAAUGGACUCUGAAGAUGGAAAAACCUUCUUUGUGAAGAUCCACGCCCCAUGGGAGGUCCUAGUCACUUAUGCUGAAGUACUGGGAAUCAGGAUGCCUAUUAAGUGGAGUGACAACCGGCAGCCAAAGUACCCACCCCUGAGUUACAUGCUUGGACCUGUGAAGCUCCCAGCCACUGUGAAGUAUCCUCACCGUGACUACUUCACUGCUCAGUUCAGCAGAUACCGUCAGGAUCUCUUCCUCAUCGAAGACCAGGCUACUUUCUUUCCAUCCUCGACGAGAAACAGAAUUGUUUACUAUAUUCUGUCACGAUGCCCUUUUGGAGUGGAAGAAGGGAAGAAAAAGAUUGGGAUCGAAAGACUGCUGAACUCCGGCACGUACUUAUCUGCCUAUCCACUCCACGAUGGCCAGUAUUGGAAGCCAUCAAGAACUCCUACUCACAUCAAUGAGAGGUACAUCCUUCGCCAGAACUGGGCUCGGUUUUCUUACUUUUACAAGGAGCAGCCUUUAGAUUUGAUUCGGAAUUAUUUUGGUGAAAAGAUUGGUAUCUAUUUUGUGUUUCUCGGGUAUUACACAGAAAUGCUGUUGGUCGCAGCUCUGGUUGGCUUAGCCUGCUUCAUCUAUGGCUUAUUAUCAAUGGAAAAUAACGAAACUAGCACUGAAAUCUGCGACCCUAACAUCGGAGGUCGGAUGAUCAUGUGUCCACUUUGUGAUGAAUUGUGUGAUUACUGGAGACUGAACACCACAUGUUUGCAUUCAAAGUUCUCCCAUCUAUUUGAUAAUGAGUCAACCGUGUUCUUUGCAAUCUUCAUGGGGAUCUGGGUCACACUGUUUCUGGAGUUCUGGAAACAGCGACAAGCCAGGCUUGAGUAUGAGUGGGAUCUGGUAGACUUCGAAGAAGAACAUCAGCAGCUCCAGCUGAGGCCUGAGUUCGAAGCCAUGUGUAAACGAAAGAAGAUAAAUCCUGUAACGGAGGAGUUGGAGCCACACAUGCCUCUGUGCCACCGCAUCCCAUGGUACUUUGUGUCAGGGACCACAGUGGUCUUCGGGAUGGCUCUCCUCCUCAGCAGCAUGGUGUCCAUCAUCGUGUAUCGCCUGUCAUUCUUUGCCACCUUUGCCACCUUCAUGGAAAGUGAAGCCACCCUGCAGAAUGUGAAGAGCUUCUUCACCCCCCAGAUGGCCACCUCUCUCUCCGGAUCAUGCCUGAACUGCAUUGUCAUUGUGAUCUUGAAUUUUUUUUAUGAGAGGAUAUCUGCCUGGAUUACAAAAAUGGAAAUUCCUCGAACUUACCAGGAGUAUGAGAGCAGUCUCACUCUGAAGAUGUUUCUCUUCCAGUUUGUGAAUUAUUACUCGGCUUGCUUUUAUGUGGCCUUCUUUAAAGGGAAGUUCAUGGGCUACCCUGGGAAGUACACAUAUAUGUUUAACGUAUGGAGAAGUGAAGAGUGUGAUCCUGCAGGCUGUCUGGUAGAGCUGACAACCCAGCUAACCAUCAUCAUGAUUGGGAAACAGGUUUUUGGAAAUAUCCAUGAAGCCUGUCAACCCCUGAUUUUUAAUUGGUGGAGACGUCGAAAAACCCGAACCCACUCUGAGAAACUAUACAGUCGCUGGGAGCAAGAUAAUGACCUUCAGGUUUUCGGACAACUUGGGCUGUUCUAUGAGUACUUGGAAACAGUUAUUCAGUUCGGGUUUGUCACAUUGUUCGUGGCCUCUUUUCCCCUGGCCCCCCUGUUUGCUCUCAUGAACAACAUUGUAGAGAUCCGCGUGGAUGCCUGGAAGCUGACGACUCAGUAUAGGAGACCUGUCGCUGCGAAAGCUCACUCCAUAGGUGUCUGGCAGGACAUUCUCUAUGGAAUGGCCAUCCUUUCUGUUGCAACUAAUGCCUUCAUUGUUGCGUUCACAUCUGACAUCAUCCCGCGGUUAGUUUACUUCUAUGCCUACUCAUUGAAUUCCACGGAGCCCUUGAGUGGGUAUGUCAACAACAGCUUGUCAGUGUUCCUGAUAGCCGACUUCCCCAACCACACAGCACCGGCGGAAAAGAAAGACUUCACCACUUGCAGGUACAGAGAUUACAGGUACCCUCCUGAUCAUGAGAACAAGUAUGCCCAUAACAUGCAGUUCUGGCAUGUCCUUGCUGCCAAGCUGGUCUUCAUCAUAGUAAUAGAACACGUCGUGUUUCUGUUAAAAUUUUUAUUGGCCUGGAUGAUACCCGAUGUUCCAAAAGAUGUCGUAGAGAAAAUCAAACGAGAAAAGUUAAUGACUAUCAAAAUUAUUCAUGACUUCGAGCUCAACAAGUUGAAAGAAAACUUGGAUAUUGAACAUAAUAACAUCGUUAAGGAUGGCACAGUGGAAGAUGUCAUAUCCCCAACGGACAAAAUCCCUGUCUAA